AUGAGCUCUGGAAAGCCCAAGGUCCUUCUACUAGGAGCCAUUGAGACUGCCUACGAUGCGUGGGACGAGCUGAAAAUACACGCUCAAGUAGUCACACCCUCCUCGUCCUCCCGCGAGGGCUUCCUAAAAGAAAUCACCGGUAUUAUCGACCUCUUCGCCGUCUACCGCACCUUCCAAUCCGCCUCUGUCACGGGACCCUUCAACGCAGAGCUCAUCGCCGCCCUGCCCGCCAGCUGCCAGUUCAUCUGCCACAAUGGCGCCGGCUACGACCAGAUCGACGUCGCCGCCUGCACCGACAGGAAGAUCUGCGUGAGCAACACGCCCACGGCCGUCAACGACUCGACCGCCGACACGGGCCUUUUCCUCCUCCUUGGCGCCCUUCGCAACUUCAACCAGGGCAUGGCCAACCUGCGCAGGGGACAGUGGCGCGGGUCUGGGGACAAGGCGGCUGCCCUGGGCCACGACCCGAGGAACAAAGUUCUGGGUAUCCUGGGCAUGGGCGGGAUAGGUAGGAACAUGGCCGACAAGGCGAGGGCGUUCGGUAUGAAGGUGCAGUAUCACAAUAGGACGCAGCUGAGUCCCGAACACGAUGAGGGGGCCAAGUACGUGGACUUUGAGACCCUGCUCAGGACGAGUGAUGUGCUCAGUCUCAACCUGCCUCUGAACAAACACACCCGUCACACCAUCGGCAAAGAGCAGCUCGCCCUCAUGAAACCUACAGCCGUGCUCGUCAACACGGCGCGCGGUGCCGUCAUUGACGAGGCCGCUCUCGUGGACGCCCUCAACGACGGCAUCAUCUUCAGCGCUGGCCUCGAUGUCUUUGAAGACGAGCCCCAGAUCCACCCUGGCCUCCUGGACAACGAGAGGGUCAUGCUUGUCCCGCACAUGGGAACGCACACCAUCGAAACGUUGGACAAGAUGGAGCGCUGGGCCAUUGGGAAUACCAAAAAGGCCGUCACAGAGGGUAAGCUCAAGAGCAUCGUCCCCGAGCAGAGGGAGCUGGAAAAGGAGCUGUAA
Emericellopsis cladophorae is the source of this 1017-nucleotide messenger RNA. Its product is annotated as putative 2-hydroxyacid dehydrogenase-like protein. Lineage: Eukaryota; Fungi; Ascomycota; Sordariomycetes; Hypocreales; Bionectriaceae. Bases 1 to 1017 code for a protein of 338 amino acids. Gene Ontology annotation, cellular component: cytosol. The transcript has 3 exons. Gene Ontology annotation, molecular function: glyoxylate reductase (NADPH) activity; hydroxypyruvate reductase [NAD(P)H] activity; NAD binding. The record is from RefSeq and is a predicted model, not a curated record.